Molecule: messenger RNA, 23150 nt
Organism: Podarcis lilfordi (Lilford's wall lizard)
Lineage: Eukaryota; Metazoa; Chordata; Lepidosauria; Squamata; Lacertidae
Source: the annotation of a GenBank genome assembly
CGGGAGGCGCGCGCCAAUACCCGCGAACAACGGAGGCUUUCCGUUUCCAUGGGGAGUUUAAGUAUUCUGCGUGCGCGUGUCACUCUUCCAAGUUUUUAUCUCUACGGCGUUGAGAGCCUGAGGCUUCAUUCCCGCAGUAGUAAAGUUCGCUUCCCGGUUUGCGCAUGUGCAGUGGGAGCCGCGGCUCUUUGACAGCGACUUGUCAUGGCGGUUUCUUCGGCGGCUGUUCCGGCUGCGGUGCCGCUGGAGCACGAGAACCAGAUCUUCCUGGACCUCUUCCACGACGACGGGCUGGUGGUGUGCGCCCGCGGGCUGGGCAUCGACCGCCUCCUCCUGCGCUUCCUCCGCCUUUACUGCGAGCCGGCCAGGCUGGUGCUGGUGCUGAACACCAGCCCGGCAGAGGAGGUAGGCAGAGGCGCCGCGGGGCCCGGGAGGAGCUUCCCUCAGUCUCUGCUAUUCGGAGAGGCUGCUCCGCUUCUCAGGGCAGGGGUCCUCACAAGGCAACGUGCAAAAAACACCCCCCCCCCGAAAAAAAAGACAAGCCCAGGCACGCAAACAAACAUUGGGAAAUGGAGAAUUGCACCCCUCCCAAAUGAGCUGCAAAAGCACCGGUCGAAAGAAAGACUUCUUGAAAGUUCCUUUAAAAGGCACUAUAUGCGGUGUUUCCCAAGCUUGCUGUUUUCGGACUACAUUACCCAUAAUCCCCAACCACAUCAGAUGUCAAAGAAAUCAACAACUAUCUGACGUUUAGAAGACAUCUGAAGGCAGCCCUGUUUGGGGAAGUUUUUAAUGACUGAUGUUUUAAUGUAUUUUUAAUAUUUGGUUGAAAGCUGCCCAGAGUGGCUGGAGAAACCGAGCCAGAUGAGCGGGGUAUAAAUAAUAAAAUUAUUAUCAUCAUCGUCAUCAUCAUUAUUACGGGUCUUGCCAGCUACAGAUGAUGGGAGUUGUAGCCCCAAAACAGCUGGAGACCCAAGGUUGGGAGACACUGCACUAGAGCAAGAGAUGUGUGAACUUCAUGGAAGAUGUUAUGGGGCCAGCACCGAAAAGGGCCUAUUCCUAGUACACCUGCCCAGGGAGGGAGUUACUGGUUUGCGAGUGGUUUUUUUGUUCUUGUUUCUAUUACGUAUUUUGUGUUUUUUGCUUUGUGGUUUUAUGCUGUGAACUGGGGAAAGUUGCCUGUGUCUCAGACUGUAACUAAGCUUGAAUACACGCAUGUCAUGAGUCCUGUGGAGCCAUCUUGGUGGUCGUGUCAAGAUAAGGAGUGAAAGGAGCUUGAAGGACUGGAGGCCAGUGUUUGGGGAGGAACACAGUGGGUUGGGAUGGGCCUCAGGCCUCCUGAGACAUCAGAGUUGCCCAUGGGGAUGCAGCAGUUGAGGAGGCUGAUCCUGGGGAGGGACCUAGCGUCCUGUCAUUCAGUCUAAACCAGUCUGGCCUCUCGCCCUGCCAGAGCCUUCUCUUCCUUUAAUUCCUGCUGGCAAGCCUCUACCUCCAGAGAAGGUGCCAGGUGCCAAAUUUAGUUUUGCACAGGUGCUGUCUCCUCCUCUUGUCACCUAGAUCACAGAGAUGCCAGUGCCUGCAUCAGCUCAGGCCCAAUCCACCAGAAGCAGUUCCCGUUUACCUGCCCAGUCAAAAGAUGCCACACACUCUGCACUAAGCCAUGCCUGCUCCACUCCUUUAUCACAGGAGUCCGGGGACCAGUGUUUUAGCUUGCUUUGCCAUGCCUUGCACCUGUUGUGCCUUUGGCCCUUGCUUAGUACCCUAGUGAUUUGAGCAUUAAAGUUUCUAAAGGUGAAGGGACCCCUGACCAUUAGGUCCAGUCAUGGCUGACUCUGGGGUUGCGGCGCUCAUCUUGCUUUAUUGGCCGAGGGAGCCGGCGUACAGCUUCUGGGUCAUGUGGCCAGCAUGACUAAGCCGCUUCUGGCGAACCAGAGCAGCACACGGAAACGCCGUUUACCUUCCCGCCGGAGCGGUCCCUAUUUAUCUACUUGCACUUUGACGUGCUUUCGAACUGCUAGGUUGGCAGGAGCAGGGACUGAGCACCGGGAGCUCACCCCGUCGCGGGGAUUUGAACCUCCAACCUUCUGAUCAGCAAGUCCUAGGCUCUGUGGUUUAACCCACAGCACCACCUGCAUCCCUCAUUAAAGUUUCUACUAGAAACCAAAAUCAGAACGAAAGUAGAUCAGUUCGUAGAACGUGAGGCUCUUGAUCUCAGGGUCAUGGGUUUGAGCCCCACAUUAGGCAAAAGUUUCCUGCAUUGCAGGGGGCUGGACUAGAUGAUCCUUGUGGUUCUUUCCAACUAUUUUAUGAUUCUAUGAAUUUAUUCAUCCUGCGGGAGCCAGGGCAGUGCAAGUGAAACAACAGCUUGAUUUUUCUCUGUUUAUACCUGCCUCCACUGCUCAUCCCAUCCCUCAGUCCUCCACCCUGUGUUUAAUUUUAGAUUCUAUCUCCUUGGAGCAGAGACAUGUUCUCUUAAACCAAGUGUGAGGAACCUUUGGGUCUCCAGAUGUUGCUGAAUUACAACUCCCUUCAGCCCUCAAGAACAUGGUCAGUGGAUGGACAUUUUAGUUCAGCAACAUCUGGAGGGACAAAGGUUCAUUAAGCUCUGUAAAACACCAGGCAUGCUGACUGUGCUAUAUGCAUGAGAAAUAAUAAUUGUUUAUUUUAAGCAUUUCCUUCCCACUUUUCAGCUGACAAGGUCCCCAAUGGCAGGUUAUGUAAAAGCAAUAUGAAUAAUGGGUUUUUAAAAUAGCAUUUCUUUUUUAAAAAAUAAUGUGGUCUAUUUAAAGAGGUGCUAACUAGAUGCUGCUUCCCUUAUUCACAGGGCUGUUUGUUCUAUAAGGCAGUGAAAAUAUAAAUAAAGCACAGGUGUCAGAAACUGAACAAAUAAGAAACAGUGGCAGAUAAAACCAAAACUUGUAUGAAAUGACAGAAGAACCUCAAAAAACCAAAGGUGUAUUGAAACCAAGCAGUAUUCAAUCAAUAUCUGAUUCAGAUGACUCUCCAGAUGUUGAUGAACUACAUCAGCUCCAGCAUGGCCAGCGACCACAGAGGAUGGGAAUUGCAGUACAGCAACAUCUGGAAGGGGAAGGGGUUCCCCACACUUGAUCUAAAUGCAGAUGCCCAGAGGGGGGCACUACUGAAAAGGCCCCACUGCAGGUCUGUGUCAAUCUGACCUGACAUUAGGUUGGGAGGACCAUGAGCAAAGAGCACAGGUGGUAUCUUGCUCAUAUAAUACUAUGAAACAAUGAAAUUAACUUUUUAUACAAUGUCAUGCAUUAUUCCUAUUUCUAACAGUGUUAAUUAAAGUUUAAAUGCCAGGAUCAGACUAAAAGUGCAGAAAAGCAAAACAUAACAAAAAUAAAGUAAAGUAACAGCAACUUUUUUAAAAGUCAGUUUUUAAAAGCAGCAGGUCAAGUCUUUAAGCUUCAUCAGAAUUAUGAUUUAAUGGAGUGUUGGACUCUGGGCAAACCUUAGGUGCUCAGCCGACUGCUAUGCCUACCCUAUUGCUGUGGCUCACUAGCUCUUACACACUAAGAAAGCAAUGGAAUUGGGAUUUGUAUUUUCAGCAUGAUUCAAAGCAUGUUUACUCAGAAGUAAAUAUUGGUGAUUCAGCUAUCAGGCAAUGUCUCAUCUGCCCUAAUGGAUCAGCCUGCACUGCUGGUUGAAACUCAGAGCAGGAGCGUUCCACCGUAACGUUUUGUUGGCAGGUCCCAUUGAUUACUGAAUAUUUAAUAUUGUAUUUAAUCAUAGCUUUUGCACUGCUUCUUACUCUACAGCCGCACAAAGUAUCUCCCUCCCCCCUUACUCUGCAUUGGAUUUGUUGUGAAUAAUCUUAUUUUGGUUUUAGGAGUUUUUUAUCGACCAGCUGAGGACCGAUAACGUAGCUCAUCUUCCUCGACGCGUCACAAAUGAAAUCGCAAGCAGCAACCGCUAUGAAGUUUACACCCAAGGGGGUGUCAUUUUUGCCACCAGCCGGAUUCUGGUGGUGGAUUUUCUGACCGACCGAAUCCCUUCAGAUCUUAUCACCGGUAAGAUCUUACCACGAGAGAAAGCGGAUUCGAACCCUCUUCCCCGCCCACCGCUCAGAAUGUUAACAUAAUCUAAGUUUAGGCUGAGAAACAUGGCUUCCUCAUGCUAACUCAUGCACAAUUCUGCAGAUAUAAAGUUUAUUGCUUCUCAUUGUUGAAAUGGCACCUUGCUCUUCUACAAUAGAGAGUCUUGUGACACCUCAAAGACUGGGCUGAUACCCCCACCAUACAAUUAAAGCAUUCAUGGACAGUCUUGGGAACUGUAGUUCAUUAAGGGUGCUGAGAAUUUACCGUCCUCAGGAUUCAUCAGGGGGGAAGCCUUGACUGUUAAAGAGGAAUAAGACUGCUUUAAAUAGAUGCGGUGUCAUAAAAACUUUCUCCCACUAGAGGUCAGUAUGACAAAGCCUUGAUUAGAUCCUAUGCUGAGCAAGCUGCAGAUUUGUGACCAAGCCAUGCAAGCGUCUCUGGAGUUUAUCCUGCCUAGUGUUCAAUUUCCAUAUGCUGAGAACCAGUGUAGUAUAAGGGAUACAGAGUGGGAAAGAUGUAGAGAAGCUGGGGUUCCAAGUUGAGCCUUGAAGCUCACUCAGGCACCUUGAACCAGUCUGUCUCUUCAGUCUAACCACCUACAGCAGGGAUACGGAACUUCAGGCAUGAAGGCUGAAUGUGGCCCUCCAAGCCGUUCUGCCUGGCCCUUGAGUCUCUGCUCAGAGGGUCACACCUCUCUCUGUCCCUGCCUGGUUUCCUCCUGGAGUGUUUCUGCCUGGCUGGAAUUUGUCCUUCUGAUAACGCCUUACUUCUUUGGCUGGAAAGGGGUGUGCGAAUGUGUGCAGAAACUAGCCUAGUGAUACAAAGGUAAAAUUCAAAUUCAUAUGUAUCGCUCUACCUUCUUUUGCCACUGGCCUUGCCCUCCACUGAAUGUGGGAAUGUGACCAUCUCAGGCUAUAAAAGCUUCCUCAUCUGCAGGAUGGGUGUCAGGUCGAGAACCAACUAUGUUACUUGGAGCUUUGGGGAGGAAAGGGGGGAUAAACAUACAGGGUUGUUGCCAACUUGCUUUUACUUAAGAGUAGAUCCAUUGAAAUUAAGAGACUUAACCAUGUCUAUUCAUUCCAGUGGGUCCACUCUGAGUAGGCUUACCAUUGGAGAAAACUUACAGUAUUAAUAAAACUGUACCUAUUUUAAAAAUCUGCUGUGGCUCAGGGCGCAGAAAAGGAUGUCAAUAGCUGUAUUCAGCUCUAUAAGUUAGUAUGACACCCUUACCCUAUUUAAAAAUAAAAUAAAAAAUAUUUUCCCUAUAAGAGUAGGGAUGGGGAAACAUUUUCAUUCUGUGAGUUACUUUUCUUUCCGAAGGGCAUGUUCCAGAGUUGGGUGGGGCCAGAGGCAAAAGUGGGUGCAGCCAGAAAAGUAAAUUUUACCUUUGUACCAUAGGCAAGCUUCUACACACACACACGCAGCCCUAUCAGUUAUCAGAGUUCAAGGACACGUUCCAGCUAGGCAAAAGCAUUCAGGGUGUUAAGGAGGGCCAAGGAAGGUUGGGGCCUAAGAAGAAUUCCUAGGGCCUGGUAGAGAAGCCUGGGGGUUCCCCACUGCCUUAUAUAGGGAAAUGACCAAGUGUUUAAAGGUGGAUCCCAAAAGGAAAUGCAGUGCAAAUCAUACUCUUAGAUGUGAUUCCAAUCCACUGUCUUCACAUGUCCUAGCACGUUGCAGAGGAUUUUAUUGUCGCCUUGUUUGCUUGUUGUCCUUUUGUUACCAAAAUGCAAUUAUUUCUUACAAAUAGUUUAAAGCAACAAGGUAGCAGGCUCCCACUUUACCUGUAUGGUUGGUUUUAUUUCCAGUGUUCAGGCUGCAAAUGCCAUUGCACCGUUGCUGCGUUCCGAGAAUGCUCCUAUAAAUAAAUUAAGGUCGGGGGUUCUUGCCAUCUUUCUUAUUUGGUUUGUUGUUUUGAGUAGAAACUACCUUUUCCUACUUACCGGUAAUUAACACAUUUUAAAUUGUUGCAGCAUUUUCACUGGCGCGGCAUUGAAGGCGGGAAAGAUCUGAGCCCUGCUGAAUUCCAUCAGUGGGAAAAAAGCCGAAGGAAAGUUAGAUGGUGUCAUGCUCUUUUUAAUUGGUUGAACCUUUGAAACUCAUGACCUACUCUGCAAAAUAUCACGUCCUGUGCUUUAUUGCUGUUUUCUUUGCUUUUCUCUUGUAUGUAUGACCCGAGUUUAUUCGUCUUGUUGUUCUGCCAGGUAUUUUGGUGUACAAAGCCCACAGAAUCAUUGAGUCUUGCCAGGAAGCUUUUAUCUUGCGACUCUAUCGCCAGAAGAACAAGCAGGGUUUCAUUAAGGCCUUUACAGACAAUGCCGUGGCCUUCAGUACGGGCUUCUGUCAUGUGGAAAGAGUGAUGAGAAAUCUCUUUGUGAGGAAGCUUUACCUCUGGCCAAGGUGAGGCCAUUCUUCCUUGGUAACUGGGCAGAUGAACUGAUCACAGCCAGGGCAGAUAAUGUUGAUCAGCAGCAAUUAUGCAAAAACAGAACCUCCAGGAAUCAGGAGCAGUAUUUCUUCGGUUUCCUGCUGCUGGGGACCAAGGGAAAUGAUGGGUGCUCCUAGACGUGCAAGGUGAGCAGUAAACAGGGCGGGCACAAGACUUUGUGCCACCUGAGGUGAAGUGGACCAGCUGCUGCCAAUCCAUGUGCUGACCACUCCUGCUACCUUAUCCUUCUGCUUUAGUCUCCUGCGACCGCAUAAGUGGUGGCAGAGUAGGUGUUCCCAAGGCUCUCUACGACUAUCUAACCCUUGUCUACUUCUGAGGGGCAUCAUUCAUUUAUUUGACUUAUUAGUUGCUACAAAAAGAGUCUCUAAGCGGCUUCCAAAAUGCGGGGAAAGCCAAAACGGAAGAAUAGAUAAAACAUGGCAUUUACUGUAUUUUUCGCUCUAUAAGACGCACCAGACCACAAGACGCACCUAGUUUUUGGAGGAGGAAAACAAGAAAAAAAAUAUUCUGAAUCUCAGAAGCCAGAACAGCAAGAGGGAUUGCUGCGCAGUGAAAGCAGCGAUCCCUCUUGCUGUUCUGGCUUCUGGGAUAGCUGCUCAGCCUGCAUUCGCUCCAUAAGACGCACAAACAUUUCCCCUUACUUUUUAGGAGGGAAAAAGUGAGUCUUAUAGAGCAAAAAAUACGGUAAUUAAAACUGUCCCGAUAACCCAGGGUUCAGCAACCUAAGGCCCAUGGGCCAGAAGUGGCCCGUGGAGGCUGUAUGACCGGCUCAUGAGCCGCUCCCGAACCGAGCCUCCCGCUCGCGCACUGUGCUAAACCAGCACAGUGCAGCACAGGGACUCACUUCUGUGGUGCCAGAAAUCGCGUCUGCGCAGAUGCCGAAAAUCGUGGGCAGGCGCGCUCACGCAUGCACGCGAUCCAGCCCACGGAGGGAUCUCCGCGGGACCGAUCUGGCCCAAGCAAGAUAAACCUUGCUGACCCCUGCAAUAACCCAUAAACAAGCCCAGCAAAAAACCAAAAAGGCCCCAUCAGGAGCACCAUAGGAGUGAGGCAUUGUGGACAGGGAGCUCACAUCUAUUUUUGCCUUUUCUUGUCCAGGUGGGGGAAGAGGCUUGGGAUUUGCGUGGGUCUCUUGACAUCCUUCUCCCUAACACCAGCCCGCCUUUCUCUUCCCAGGUUCCAUGUAGCAGUGCACUCCUUCCUAGAGCGGCACAAGCCCGAAGUGGUUGAAAUGCACGUCAGCAUGACCCCGGCCAUGCGAGCCAUCCAGAGUUCCAUUCUGGACAUCCUGAACGCGUGUUUGAAAGAACUAAAGCAGUGCAACCCGGCUCUGGAAGCGGAGGAUCUGUCGCUGGAAGAUGCUAUCGGGAAAGCAUUUGACAAGGUAGCUCUUUCAACUGUCGCUCGUUUUUGUUCUUGGAAUUUUCUUAUCGGCCUCUAGCGGUUUUUUUUAUAUGGGCACAGGCAAUGCAAUCAGCGGCAUCGGGGUCCUUGGCUGCUACACCAUCCUCGAAGGGCUGUGAUUGUUCCCUGUGAUGAUGAGCACAGCUUUAAGAAGGAACUGGACAACCUGCAGCCUCCCAGGUGUUGUUGGACUCCGACUCUCCUCAUUCCCAGCCAAUGUGGCCAAGGGUCAGGAAUAACCGAGAGUAUGCAGGAUCAGGGCAGCGGCCCAUCUAGUCCAGCAUCCUGUUUUCACAAUGGCCAACCAGAUGCCUGUGAGAAAGAGCAGGAUUUUAGCACAACAGCACUCUCCCUUCCUGUGGUUUCAGCAGCUGGUGAAGCACUGCUCUCUCCAAUAGAGAGCCAGCAUGGUGUAGUGGUUAAGAGCGGUGGACUCGUAAUCUGGUAAACCGGGUUCGCUUCCCCGCUCCUCCACAUGCAGCUGCUGGGUGACCUUGGGCCAGUCACACUUCUCUGAAGUCUCUCAGCCCCACUCACCUCACAGAGUGUUUGUUGUGGGGGAGGAAGGGAAAGGAGAAUGUUAGCCGCUUUGAGACUCCUGAAGGGGAGUGAAAGGCGGGAUAUCAAAUCCAAACUCUUCUUCUCUUCUUCUUCAAUGGUUCUUGUCUAGCCAUCCUGGCUAGAAGCCAUCAAUAGCCCUCUCUUCCAUGAAUAUAUCUAAUCCUCUUUUAAAGCCAUUCAAGUUGGUGGCCUUCACAGCCUCCUGUGGGCGCCAGUUCCAUAGUUUAACUUUGUGUUGCGUGAAGAAAUGCAUUCUUUUAUCUGUCCUGGAUCUCCUUUGUUUUAUCUGCCUGCUGAUGGGAGUUGUCGUCCAAAAACAUCUGGAGGGCCGCAGGUUUCCCUUUUCCUGGUUUAUGCCGCUGUUAACAUUUGUUAACCAUCACUCUCUGUGCUUUUCUGCAUUUCCUUUCCUUUGGCCAUCACAGUUUACAAUUCCCUCCCACCCCAUGUAAUAUGUAUACACAGCUGUAACGUAUUCCAUUGAAAGCAGCAGAGCAUAGCUAGACAGCAUCCCAAUUCCAUUGCACUUCCCCACUUGGCUCACUUUUCUGAAUCUUCUCAGUGAUCAUGGGCAUCACUCAGUCAGGGCAGCAGUAUUCAGCUUUGUAAAGAGAUGGAAGAUUAUGUCUCGUUGGACUCCUACAAUGUCCGGCGUGGAUUCCAUUUACCUGUAUCCCAGGUGUUUGUUUGCUCAUCUGGCUGCAGAAUCAUAGAGUUGGAAAGGACUGUGGAAGUUGCCUUGUCAAACCUGUUGCUCAGGGCAGGGUCUGCGGUGCAGAAAAGUGCAACCACAGCGCCCCCAACAGAUGAACAUCUACCUGUAACUCCAGUGAAGGAGUCAAACAGCUAUGGUUUACCUAAACUUGAGGGAACUGCUGGAAUUCACGUCUGGCUGCUUUCUGCCAUGAGCCACUGAAUCUCAGGUGGCUGCCUUCUUGGUGAAGAACCUUUUGGACUGACUUCACCCAGUUAGGCAGGAAGGGCUUUCUUGUCCAGCUGUCCCUGGCUCAAACAAGACUUGUGUGUACCCUGUCUUAUCCUUGAUGCCUGGCUUGUUCUUCGCUCCUGUUUCCUCAUUUGUCCUUCUGGUCCUAUCUUACACAUAGGUUCCAACCACUGGCCUUUCUCCUGGCUCGACUCAGUCUGCUUGCCCCCAGCCCAGCCCUGACAUCUGCACAUGCUUGGGGUAGUCUCAUCUGGAUUAUGAGCUCACAUCUCUCCCCAGAGCUCAGCUCUGGCAAAUUUAAGUGCAUUCCGGAGCAGGAUCCCGGCUCAGAUGAAGGGCUUGGCUAGUUCACAAGGAGAGCAGAAUAGUGAAAUAUUUCUCUUGCCUGUGGGCCAGCUUACAAAAGCACUGCACGUUGCUUGGCAAUUGCAGAUUCAUUAAUGGCAGGUUCCCUUGUCUUCAUUAACUUGGCAAUCUUCUUUCCAGAUUGCAGAUCUGUGUUUUUUUGCAAUGAAGCGAUGCGAUCCUUUCUUUGGCAAAGUCUCUUGCAUGUCACAGGCUCAGGCAGGCCAGAGCUCUCCAAUUGACUGUCCUCCCUUCCCAACAGCUGCACUUUGUUUAGGGGAGGAAAGUCUGCUAUCUUUUUUUUUAAUGGAGGGAUUUAGACAUCUGUUAAUAGUUUAACUGUGUUUUUACAUAAAAGAGUGUUUUAUUAGCUCUCCAAGACUCUGGCUGGCUCAUUGUAAGCUUGUUAACAAUGAAAUAAACGUUCUUUUGUUUGGGCAUUGUGUGCCAGGAUCAUAACAUGGUUGGAAUUGUUCUUUGUAAAAAUCCAUAUAUCUGUGCUGAACAGCCUUGAUCUACUGACCCUGAAAGUGGAGGGGGAGAUUUCUAGUGGAACCAGCUGUGACUUUAAGUGGGCAAGCUGGUGAGCCUCUCAAGACAUGUUUGUUUAGCAUUCAUCCUGAUUUGCUUGCACAAAAGCUUACGCAGAGGUUAGACCAUGUCCGGUCUUCACUGAGCAGCCAUUCUGAUUUGUUUGUAGAACAGUUAUACAACGAGCAUUCAUCCUGAUUUGCUUGUGUGGUGUUAGUACAUCUUCCCAUUUAACUGUGCGUUCAUCCCACACUUUUCAGUGCAUUUCCUCAUGACUUUCCUAACUGCAAAAGUCUGUUGUUUUAUUUUAAAGUGGAUUUGUUGCACUAAGGUGAUAGAGCAUUAUAAUCAGCAUGCACACUUAUUUCCGUGGAAAGCACUAUUGUGUAUGCUCAUGUAUUGGCAGACAAUAAAUUGAUGGGACCCUCUCCGUAUUUAUAAUAAUGCACAUACAACUAUUCCAUUGUUGGGGGUGGGUUUUGUUUGUUUUGCUAUUUUUGUGUAACCUGUUAUAUUAAAAAUUAUUAUUAUUAUUAACACACAUUGAAUUCUAUAUAGAGGCAAUAGAGUUCAGGCAACUCCCAAUUUAUGCAGCGGUUAUGUUCCAAGGCACCACACUGUCUAAGUGAAAUUGCGUAUAUUUGAAACACCUUUGGAAAAGCCUGCAAACACCCUGCCCCACUCCCUUUCGUGACAUUUUUGGGUCUUUUCUGGGUUCGGCACAAUGCAUGGUCGCACACAUAUCAGAUAAACCUAAAAUGGUCGCUGCCUGCCAUGGGCUCCAUGUAUGAGAGUGAGAGAGUGGGUGCUGAGGGUCAGAAGGCAGGAAUUAUUGCCAGAUUGUUCAGUUGUGUUCAUGAGGACUAGAAACUUGUCUUUUUUAUUUUAAAAAGACACAAUCCAGGAUUCGGGUUCUAAAGCUGCUAAAAGUUUAGGAAGGCCUCUGAAGUUCACGUUCAGAUCAUGACAGUACUGUGUCAGCAGUUCUUUCUAAUUUUAUAUUUCUAGACAAUUCGUCACUAUCUGGAUCCUCUUUGGCACCAGCUGGGAUCAAAAACCAAAACUUUGGUCCAAGAUUUGAAGAUUCUCCGUACUUUGCUACAGUACCUGACUCAGUAUGACUGCGUCACUUUCCUUAACCUUUUGGAGUCCUUAAGAGCCUCAGAAAAAGCCUUUGGUCAGAAUUCAGGUAUGAGCAGUUUCUUCCCCGCCCCCUUUAUACAAAGGAAUCAGUUGGGCUAUUUAAAAAAAAAAGAAAAAAGAGUGAAGUUUUAAUUUAAAAAAACACACAUGUGCAUGAACGUUCCCAAAUGUUUUCAGCCAGCCAUAAGGCUGUAGGAUUUACUGACAGUGAAUAUAUUCAGCCUCCCACUGAACUUCUGUUCCUCGAAAAAGAUCUGCAAAUGUUCAUACAGAAAACCUGAUUUGUUGUUUCUUCUUUGGUCGAUAAUUACAUAAGAAGGACUUAGCUGCAGAAGAAGGAAGAACCUCAGGACAUGGAGACUGGGCUUUGAGCAGCUGGAGACGUUUGUCAGAAGUGUGGGAUCUUUGUGCCCCCGGUAUGGGCCAGUUUUACAUGAUCCUGGGGCCAGCCCUACUAUUAGCCAGAGUGAAGGUUUCCACCCACCCACCCCCUUUCAGGCUGCUGAUUCUGAAAAGAGUUCAGAUCUCCACUCAGCCAUGAAGCCUGCCAAGGGACUCUAUGUCUCCCAGCCUAACCUACCUCACAGGGUUGUUAUGAGGAUAAAAUGGUGAGGGGAGGAAUAAUGAGAAGCUUGAGCAACUUGGAUGAAAGGUAUGAUGAUAGUGAUAAGAAUAAUAUAGUGCCUGGAGCUGGCCAUAUCAUCAGCAGUGUCAAGUGAGAAAGCUUCUUCCUGGACUGAGAGAGGAAGUGGGAGUGUGUAUGUUCCAUGUUUGGUUACACUAGGUAGAUUAAAUCUGGGACAUCAGGGCAAAAUUACAGGACUAGAUACAUAGACUCACCCCGGUAUAACAAGGCUGUGCUCUUUGCUCCACUUUAAAGUAUUUAGGGCCAUAUUAUAUUGCUUGUUACCACAUUUUAAAAUAUUUUUUAAAUUUAUUAUUUAUACCCCGCCCAUCUGGCUGGGUUUCCCCAGCCACUCUGGGCAGCUUCCAACAGAACACUAAAAUACAAUAACCUAUUAAACAUUAAAAGCUUCCCUAAACAGGGCUGCCUUCAAAUGCACCAAGGCAGUGUGCUGGGAUGUGUGUCCCCCCCCCAAAAAAUAACCCCUUGUGAGGUAGGCUAGCUAGGUUGAAAGAUGGAAAUAAAAGCAUGCUUCUUUCUUCAAAGUUGUUGUUUUUAUCCCUGCAAAACUAAUUUGAAGUGAUGGGGAAAGAAGGGGGCUAAAGAAAUUAGUGGGCAUUUUGUAAUUGCAGCCACGGAUAUAUAUUUGUCUCCCUCCAUCUGCUAGGUUGGCUUUUUCUCGAUUCUAGUACGUCAAUGUUUCUAAAUGCUCGGGGCAGAGUGUAUCGCCUCCCAGAUGACAAAGCAAAGAAAAAAAGAAAAGCUGCCGAAAAAGCAGAUAUCGGAGGAGAAGGAAAAGGUACAGCAAAACCUUUUCAUUUAUUAAAUAGUAAUGGGUGCUUUUAUUAUGAUGAUGGCAUCAGUGUACUUUGCAGGGUACAAGAGGGCAUGUCCCUGCCUUGAUAACGUUGUAAUAAUACUGUAAGCUUAUUUCAUGUUUCAGUAUAAAUGGCACAGUGAUCGGAGAGGGGAGAAUAGGAGUCUGAUGUUGAACUCUGUGUUGACAAUUAGCAAACUCUAAACACACACACACACACACACACACACACACACACACACACAUGUAUUUACUUUAUCCAUGGCGAUAACAGAGAGGAUUUUAUUAAGGCUUAAUUUGGACAUCACAUGAACCCAUAGUUAAAGAAGCAUAACAGUAGUUUAAACUUUAGAGGAUAUCUAAGUUAGCAAACCAUGGUUUGUGAUGGAGUGGCAAGCCAGAGGUGCCUUUGCAAGGCUUGAUCACCUGGUGUCUCCAGUUAAAAGGAUCUCUUUUAUAUUGGAUGGAGCAAUGGUCUGACUCAGUACACAAUAGCUUGGUGGGUCUUCACUGACCAGUCACAGUUGCAGCCACCACAAGAGGCUGCUGUACUGAUUCAGAAUUUAUGAAUCUGAGGCUAUGUGCACACAUUCAAAGCAUAUAACACCUGCGAAGAAUCCUGGGAACUGUAGUUUGUUAGAGGUGCUGGGAUUUUUAUCUCUCUGGGGACGGGUAAACUGCAGUUCCCAGAAUUCUUUGCAGGGGGUGGGGAUGUGCUUUAAAUGUAAGGUAUAUAUGCAGCCUGAGUGUAAGAGGCCAGAAAGCCAACAAGCAGCUCUAAAUCAUACAGGGCCGGAUCCAGACCAAGUUAGGUCCCAUCCCAUUCAGUUAAUUCAUGCUCAGCUUGUGCUUUCAGCCUGGACGUUUGUUUGUUCAAUGGGACACAAUCUAUCUAUAAGUGCCAGGCGGAUUCCCCAGCAUUCGUAAAGCGUCCGAGAAAGGUGUAAUGAGAAAUUCUUAAUUCCCCACUCAUCCACUGACCUUGUGUUCCAGACCAGAAAAGGGAGUUGAUCCUGGAAAGCAACCCAAAGUGGGAGGCUCUUGGAGAAGUCCUGAAGGAGAUUGAAACGGAGAAUGCCAACAGUGAAGCUCUGGGUGGGCCAGGUGAGCUGGGAGGGGCAGGGCAGCGGGAUGGGGGUGGGCAGAGGCAGUUAUUGUUGCUGCUCUUGCUAGAGCUAUUAUUCACCAGCAAUAAUAAUAUAAUACUGUACUUGUUACUAUCAUACUUGCAAAGCAGUUUUUCUUCUUCCCUAAGACUGUUCCCAACAAGAACCUUUAUCUCAGUGACUUCUGGAACCUGCAGGAUGUUUUGUGUAUUAUUUAGUUCAACAACGUCAACAUUGAUACUGCUUAACAUCCAUCGGUGUGUAUCUGACUAACAUUUCCUUAGACUAGACCCCCACCCCCACCCCCAAAAUGAAUAGGCCUAAGCUAGCCAUAUCCAUCCAUUUCAACCAGAGGUCACUUGGGUGCUGCUAAUGCAGUGGUUUGACUUCACCCCCAGAGGCGCACUCGAUUUUAUCUCGAGACAGACGGAUGCCAACUCUCAGUAGGCACUAAUGGUUCUAUUCAGCGUUGGUCCUAAAGCGGUCCAAGAGACCUGGAGCAAAGGCAUUUGUAAUCUUAGAACUCAAAGGUCACCUGGUCCAACCCUCUGCCAGUGCAGGAAAUCUGCUGCCACAGCAUCGCUGAGGAGGUGGCCUUCCAGCCUCGGCUUAGAAACCUCUAGUGAAAGAGAACUUACCAUCCUCUGUGGACGUGUGUCCCAUUGUUAAAGAGCGCUACCAUCAGGAAGUUCUUCCUAAGGUUUAGCCAAAAAACCUUUGAUAGCUCAGUUUUGGAGUUGUGUAACAUAGCAGGGGGAGGUUUUACAAUAGGUUGGGAAAGAAGGGGAGGGUAUCAGUUCUCUGUCUCCCUCUCCUGAAGCUUCCCCUGCUUCCGAGCCCCAAACAGAACACUACAGGGUGCCAGAGUCCUGGGCAGGGGGUGAGGAUGCACUGCACCAUUUUAUUGUGGGUCUCAACCUUUCCUUCCCUACCCCCUGCAUUUUGGGGGGUGGGUGGGAAUGGGUGAUCAGUUCUACGCGCCAUCCCAUUACGGCAACCGUUUCUCAAUUGCAGGGCGAGUGCUUAUCUGCGCAAGCGACGACCGCACUUGUGCUCAGCUCAAGGAGUACAUCAUGGCUGGGGCAGAAGCUUUCUUAACAAGGCUGUAUAACAAAACCUUUGGGAAGGACAAGGAAGCCACCGUGGCCUGCCUGAAGGACGGAAGGGCAGCCAAGGGCCGGGGCAACGGUGCCAGAGAACCACGGGCCAAGAAAGCCAGAACGGAUUCCUCCAAACCGAAGAAGGCGAAGAAGCCAGAGCUGACCUUGACCCAAAUGCUGAACAAAGAGGAGCAGGAAAACCUGGGAGAGGAAGAAGGCUGUGAGGAAUUAAGCAGCAGCCAAGAGAGCGUUGGAGACGCCAAGCCCGAAGACCUUCACCUGAACCUCUCCUCGGAUGCCUAUUAUGGGAUCUUAAAGGAGCCACUCACUGUGAUCCACCCGCUGAACGGCUGUGGGGACCCUUACGCUCUCACUCGCAUCUUGCACGAGGUGGCACCGAGAUAUGUCGUGCUGUACGACACGGAGCUGACGUUUGUUCGCCAGCUGGAAAUUUUUAAGGCAAGCAGGCCUGGGAGGCCUCUGAGGUACGUUGAGACUUGGUGAGGAAAAGGUCGCAGCUCAGGGGCAGAGCAUCAUCUCUGCAUGCAGAAUGUCCCGUGUUCAGCCUGCGGCUGUUUGAAAACCUCUCUGAAAACCUGGAGAGCUGCUGCUAGUCAGAGUAGGUGUGCUGGUCCCGAGGGUUAACCAUGCGGCAAGGUCCGAGUCCAGUCCGAGGUCGAGGGUGCAGUAUAGGGACUGUCUGGCAAAGCUGAAGCUGGGUCCAAGGCAGGGAGUCGGGUGAGGUCAGGAACUCUGGCAGAAGAGCAGGACAGGGUGCAGGCAGGAACAGGUUACCAACAAUGUUGCUCCCGCAACCUGGGACUGGGCUGGCUGGCUUUUAUCUCCUCCGAGGCAUAGGGCGGCCCCGGUCCACGGGUGACUCGCCUCUCCUGGCCUGGAGGCGAGCACUCCUCCUGCAGGAACUUAGUUCCCUUCGCCUCUCUGCCUUGAGCCUCUGCAGCUCAGGAGAGGCUGGAGGGUUACUGGACCCAGAGGCAACCUCAGCUUCCUCUGACGGGGCUGAGAGUGGAGCACCUGCAGGCGAUGGGUCCUCCAUCACCUCAGGAGCCAGAGCAGACUCGGCUGGUGCCUGCACCUUAGGAUCCAGCACAGGUGAGGACCCUUCAGGCUCAAGCCCCAGCCCCGGUUCAGCUGGUUCUGGAGGCGGGGACUCCUGUGCAGGCUGGGAUUCCUCAGGUUCAGCCUCCAAGUCUGAAUCCCAGGCCAUCACAGUAGGCAACACUCAGCCAAGUAGACCAGUCGUCUUGACACAGUAUGUAGGGCAGCUUCCCAUGUCCCUGUGAGGGAGAACCUCCCAAAAGGGAUUGCUUAGAAUUGCGCACUACUAGACAUGACUGCUAGGGUUCUGCCUCUAUGGUCAUUGGCCGUAUGUCUCCGAAUAGCAGUAGCUGGGAAUAGAGGUAGAGAGCUGUCGCUCUCAAAUCCCACUUCCAAGCUUCCCAUCAGCAUCUUGUUAGCCGCUGUGAGAACUAGAUGCUGGAAUCGAUAGACUUUGGGCCACUGUCUUCUGGAUUUGGAGAGGUCUUUGUGUCUUGCCUUGCAGGGUUUAUUUCCUUAUCUAUGGAGGCUCGACAGAAGAGCAACGCUAUCUUACUGCACUACGGAAAGAAAAGGAAGCGUUCGAAAAACUCAUUCGGUAAGGUGCAUCUUGCAUGCUGCCCUUGGAAAAUGUUGGCCUUUCAAAGGAGCAGCCAGGCACCCGCUGCCAAGGUCCUGGGGUCCCACUACCUGCCCAGAGAUGCCAGCCCUGCAGUGUCAAACAAUAUGUAUUUUGCUUCCGCAGGAUAAAUCUCCCCCCUUUUAAAGCUGGCAGAAUUGUAAAGCUAAUUCUGGUGGAAGCCGGUUCUCUGCCAGAUCUUCCCCUUCUGCUGGCAUAUUUCUAGCUGCUCGAAAGGCAGAGACUGCACAUUGGUUAUCCUAUUGUUGCUAUGCAGCUCUGAGCUCUGGCUUGUUUCAUCUUCCCCCACCCACUCCAAGUGUUACCAAGGUAGCAAACUUAUGUAAGCAGCUGAAUACCGUGAAAGAUCGUUAUAGACUUAUAUAAUAAAAAUGUCAAAUUUGCAAAGGGGGAAAAGAAAUGUUCCCUUGUCUCCAGAGCAAACAGCAGAGCCUUGUGACACCUUGAAGAUUAACAGGUUGGCUGCUGCAGGAGUUCAUGUGGACUAGUGCCCACUUCAUUGUCCUUGGGAAGGGAUUGUGCAUCUGGCGGCAGAACACAUUUUUUUGCGGGCAGAAGGUCCUAGGUUCAGCUUGUGGCAUCUCCAGCUAAAUGGAUCAGGUAGAAAGUAAUGAGGAGAAACUCUUCUUUGCCUGAGACCUCAGAGACUUCUCUACCAACCAGAGCAAACUGACAAAGAAGUCACAAAAUACGUAGUAAAUUGGACAGAAAGCAGUCUGACACAGUCACAAUAUUAAGGACAAGCAGCAUAUUUGGCUAUCCCUCAAGUUUCCCAGUCAUGGUUUUUAGGGGGCAGCGGAGAAAAGAGUUAUCCUCAGGAGGAAAAAAAAGUGUUUUUUCCUGUUUUCUCUCUCUCUCCAGGCCAUCACAUCCCUAGCUGAGCCCCCUCAAAGCUAUUAAAGAUUCUUUCCCUGAAUAUUCAGUUCUCAUUUUAAAAAUAAACAUUUUACUUGUAAAUAUACGAAGCAAAGUCUUUCAGGCAGAAUUUUAACAGAUUGAUUUGCAAGAAGCAAACCUGUUCCCCGUUCCAGUUUUCUGGCUAAAUGAAACUUAAAAUCAGAUAAAUACAAAAUAAAUAACAAUGGCAAAGCAUACCCCUGAAACAACCUCCUCAAAUGUUAUGAAUAUUGUUCUAUGUUAUUUAUUUAAAGAGCACUCCUAACCCUUGGUCGGUGCUGCUGCUGGGGGAUAGAAUACAGCGGAGGUUCCCUCUGCCAGUGUCCCCUGGGUUCAGCCAUUGGGGCAUGUGCUACUGCCAGUAGCAUAAGACCCCAAAACAGAAUAUUCUGGAGCUGGACCAAAGCCAGUGAUGGAGCCACUGGACUUAAAACUGCCAUGUUUCCUGUUGAGGGCUCCACUCUGGGUACCUGUGCUGUGCCAGCCUGAGAGCUGGCAGAGCAGAAAAGGAAAAUAAGCUACACACACACACAGCCACUUCCCUCCUGUCUGGCAGGAACUAACAGGGCUGCAGAUCUGGUGGGGAAUCUGCUGCUUUGUCUUCUCUGCACCAUAUAGGAUUGCUCCAUUAGUCUUGUUGUUAUUGCUGUUACUAAUUUAAAUUAUAUCCUGCCCUUCCUUCCCGCACCGCCUGGUGUAACGUCAGAAACGGGAACAAGUGUUUAUUAUGUUUUCUGGCGAUCUGGAACCAGGGCUCCAAUGUCUUGCCGUGGUUGGUGGAAGCACAGUUAAACUAUGGAAUAGGAUCCCUCAAUAUAUGGCGAUGGCCGCCAACUUAGAUAGCUUAGUGGCUGCUAGUCAGGAUGCCUGUAGACUAUCUCCAUGCCUCUGAACCCCUUUCACUGGGGAAAUAACAUCAAGGGAUGUCCUGUUUGUGGAAAUUCCCUAAACUGAUUGGAGGGAGAGGUACUGCUGUAGCUUUUGCUCCAGCUCGGCAGCAGAAAGGUUUUAGAAUUUUAACACAUCCAUUCUGAGGAAAAUGCCUCAAACAUUUCUGAUCAUAAUUCUUGUUUUUCAGUGAGAAGGCCAGCAUGGUGAUCCCUGAAGAAAGGGAAGGAAGAGAUGAAACAAACUUGGAUCUAGUAAGAGAUGCAACCCCAGCAACUGCUUCCACUGAUACGCGCAAAGCAGGUAAGUUCUUGAUAUCUAUGGGACUAUUUUAAAACACACCUUUCAGGUCUUUUGAGCUGAAUUUUCAUGGACAUCUUCAGUGUAAUGAUCUUCUAUUGUGGUCAAACGGUGGGCUGCCAGAUCAUUUAGGGGCAAACUCAAAUGGCCUCUGAAUUUCACAGCUCUGAAUAGUGAAAGGAGACCAUUUUGCUUAUUUUGGGGGGAGUGGGAUUUACCAUGGGGGGGGCCUUACCCCAACAGUAGCAGCCUCCUUCAGUUUCUAAAAAACUUCAUUUUGCUGCUGUCACAAACCAUGGCAGAGCUUUCCUCUGAACAGGCCAGCUGCUGUUUUCUUUACUUCAUAAUGCUCCAGACAUAAUAUUUCAUUCUUGGGAGGUGGAGGAUGGUGACCACACGCCCCAUGCCCUGGAAUGAUGCUGUGUCUGAAGCAUUCUUGGGGGGAAGUAACAAAGGGUGGGCUGGCAAGAGGGAGCCUCUACUCCUAUUAUUAUUACAUUGUAUUUCUUAGUCGCCUUUCAUCAAAAAGUCCCAAGGGAGGGGGGCUGUUACAGCAUAUAGAAAGCCAAUAUUGUAUAUGAAUAUUUUAGAUUGCCUUGUUAAACCGCUUAGAGGCUGUUAAACCAUUUAGAGACAGAACUGCAGCUAGGAAGCUAGGAUCCAGUGGGUCUCGCUUGUCAGCAGAAAGACCAGUACAGUGGUACCUCGGGUUAAGUACUUAAUUCGUUCCGGAGGUCCAUUCUUAACCUGAAACUGUUCUUAACCUGAAGCACCACUUUAGCUAAUGGGGCCUCCUGCUGCUGCCGCGCCGCCGGAGCACAAUUUCUGUUCUCAUCCUGAAGCAAAGUUCUUAACCUGAGGUACUAUUUCUGGGUUAGCGGAGUAUGUAACCUGAAGUGUCUGUAACCUGAAGCGUCUGUAACCCGAGGUACCACUGUAUGUCCUCUCUUCCCUGAUCCCUUUUGUUUUGUUUAGGUGGCCAGGAAGAGAGGGGCGUGCCGCAAAGCAUUGUUGUGGACAUGCGCGAAUUUCGUAGCGAGCUUCCGUCUUUGAUCCACCGUCGCGGCAUUGACAUUGAGCCCGUAACCUUGGAAGUCGGUGACUACAUCCUCACCCCCGACAUCUGUGUGGAGCGCAAGAGCAUCAGCGAUCUCAUUGGCUCCCUGAACAGCGGGAGACUUUAUACGCAGUGUGUCUCCAUGUCUCGCUAUUACAAGUGCCCCAUCCUUCUCAUAGAGUUUGACCCCAGCAAAUCCUUCUCCCUCACUCCCCGGGGAUCCCUCCAUCAAGAAAUCUCGAGCAAUGACAUUAUAUCCAAACUCACCCUCCUCACUCUCCAUUUCUCCCGGCUUCGAUUCCUGUGGUGCCCCUCUCCAUACGUGACGGCUGAAUUGUUUGAGGAAUUGAAAAGGAAGCGUCCCCAGCCUGAUGCAGCUACAGCCAUGGCUGUCACAGCAGAUUCAGAAAGCCUCCCUGAAUCGGACAGAUACAACCCGGGUCCCCAAGACUUCUUGCUCAAAAUGCCCGGUGUGAAUGCCAAAAACUGCCAGGCCAUAAUGAAUCAUGUUAAGAGCGUUGCAGAACUCGUAACCCUUUCUCAGGACAAGUUGGCCGAACUUCUGGGCAAUGCUGGCAAUGCCAAGCAGCUUUAUGAAUUCAUUCAUUUGCCCUUUACAGAGGCCGUUUCUCAAGGGAAAAACAAGAGGUGAUAAAUUGGAGUGCUUUGGCUAAUUGCUGUCAUGUCUUAGAGCUGAACUGCCCAGUCAGAAAAGCUAUCUGCUGUGAUCCUCUGGGAACUAGACCACUUCAGAAUACAGGUAAAGAUGUUAACAUGAUGGGAUGCUGUCCUAUAGUCAAAGCAGCCCGCCUGUGGAAAGCUAGCACAUUGAGAAGGAUAGCUUUCUGCUUGACACACUAGGUUUCCACACCCAAGGAUUUCAUUUCAGUGAAGUGAAACACUUCACACCUGUGAUCUCCCCUUGCCAUAUCCAUUUUCUGAAUGGGAUGAUUAGUUCCAAAUGGUACAAUGCCUUGGGAAGUUUUAAGAGGCUCUUAUCAGCCUAGAAGCUUUUAAAUGAAGUGUCUUAAAAUUAUAAUUAGAGGUUAAUGAAUAAAAAUAGGUAAAAAAAUGCUAGCAAUCAAUUUUGUAUGAUGGUGAAAUUCUGGGUUGGAGGACCAUGGGACACACUGUAUCACUCUUUAUAAAUGAAUAUUUUGGAAUUAAAAUGCGUGUGUCUGAGUUGAUCGUCUUUUGCAGGCAUAAACGUGUGGGGUACAUUCCAAGCUUACUGGUAUUAGGUUUCAUUUCCAGAAACUACUCCUCUCUUCAAGGAACUGAUUAGAACAGGAGGGGGCUGACUUCUUUGCCUUUGUUUGCUUAUUUACAAGAAUUCCUGUUCCAUCUGUUUCAUGAGUCACUCUGUUUCUGGUGUUCAGGCUGUAGGUGCCGUGGUUUAUGUAGCCAAAACUGCAUCACCCAUGCACAAGAGGAUAGGAUCAGCAGGCUUGGCAAGAGCUUCAAGGCUUGCAGAAGUAAUGUAGGGGGUCAAAUGGGGGGGGGGAGACAACCCAAUAGGGGGACUGCGAAUGCUAGCUGACAGGUGGGUGGGGCUGGAAUCCUGAACAGCAGCACUCACCCUGCAGUGUUUUGCCGCAGCUCCUGCUUUUGUAUUCAUAAAGCAAAUCUCAGAAUCCUUUAACAAUUAUGGCAUUACUGAUUGGUGUUUAAGCAAUCCAAAGUCUGCUGUCGUGGUUAAGAACCUAGCCAGCACCUUGCAGAUCAGACCGAGGUCUGCCUGGUCUAGCAUUCCUUUGGAAGGAUGUUGCUAGCAAUCAACAAAUAGGAGCUGUUCCAGAUGCAAUUGGUCAGUGGUCUGUGGUUUGCUUUUUUCCGUUGCAAAAAAAUCAAUUCUCAUAGAAUUUGCUUCAAUGGGAAUUUUUGGCAUUACAGAUUGCAGGAACAAAGAGCCUCAAUUGAUUAGGGAUUGCAAGAGGGACAAUAGCUUAUAUCCACCUUAACACACACACACACACACACACACACACACACACACACCAUCCUCAUCCAGAAUAAGUGUCUUGCAUUUGCAGUUUGUGUGUGUCAGAGGAAAACUAGGGAGUGCAGAACUCUGCAGUUAAGGUCAUGUGUAGUUUCCAAUUUUAAUUGCAAAUACCAAAAUGUGAAAUUUCCAGUUUUAAGGCCUGGGCAAGUUCAGACAGGUAUACUAUUUUUAUAUGAAGCCUAUCUGAACUAGGGAUGGAAGAGAAAUUUGAUCCAUUUUGCACUGAAAGGCAAAGCUACCUAAUUCACACAUCCUGAAACAAGAUGAGAACCAAAACACAGCCAUCCUUCAAAAUUCACACUUAUCUGAAAUUUGUGGUGCAGUUCUCCAAUCAAGCAAAUUUUACCCAAAAAAAAUUGCAUAUCAGGGAACAGUGUGCAUAACGAUGAAUGUAUUCAUGAAAAUAACAUACAAAAAUGCAUUAUAUUAGGGAAGAUUCUUGCAAGGAAUGUAUAUGUUAGUCAAAAUGGCGUACAAAUGCAUUAGGAGAAAUUUGCCCUAAGAUGCUGAUGGAUUUUCAAGAGGGCUUUUUGUUUUUUUGUUUUGUUUUGCUUUUAAAUCACACAUUGUUGCAAAAAUGUGAGGAACUGGAUUUAAGAUUGUAAAAUUAGAAACUGAGAGAACCGAAAUUGACUGAUCUUUCCAUUCUUCCUCUAAAUGAAGUUGGGUAAGGAUCAUGCCUGCCUUUUAGUAUUUUGAUUAGGAACUGAAGAGUUGGGGCUUCUCCAUCUUUCAUUCUUGGAAGACUGCAGGGACACACAAGGAGCAGCACACGUCUUUGAGUGUUGUCUUUAUUUUUAGCCCACAAUCCAGUCUGCAAAAAUUGCCUGUGUGGUAGUCAUUAAACAUUUAAUUCUUGGACCCAUUGAAACAGACUCCCCAUCCCUACUCUGCACACAUGCACUCCUGGUCAAAACAUUUAAAUUAUCUGUGAAAUAUUUUGGCUUUAGUGGAAAUCAAACAAAAAUGUAAACUUGGGAGUUGAAAGAUAUCCACUUGGGGCUAGAGGACAUGUUAUUCCUAGCGGAAUAUUUCUGUGGAUUUUUAAUUCUAUGUUGUAAUAACCCUGAAUUUCUUACAAUUUUGAGUACCCUCCAAAUGGUAUAUAUUUGCAGAUUUCUCCUUUUCAGAACCUAUACCACAAUAAAAUGUGUUGCUCUUUUAAGGUACUACAAGGUACUUUUCAGAACUUAUACCACAAUAAAAUGUGUUGCUCUUUUAAGGU